Molecule: messenger RNA, 624 nt
Organism: Thyridium curvatum
Lineage: Eukaryota; Fungi; Ascomycota; Sordariomycetes; Thyridiales; Thyridiaceae
Exons: 2
Coding region: 1-624 (207 amino acids)
Biological process (GO): protein localization to plasma membrane; eisosome assembly
Cellular component (GO): plasma membrane; eisosome
Source: RefSeq, a predicted model, not a curated record
AUGUCUUCCAUCAUCGGCCUGGGUCUUAGAGGCUUCCUGGUCCUCUGCGGAGCCGUCGUCCUCGGCCUGUCGGUUACGCUGGCCAAGAAGCAGCUCUUGGGCAGCCCCCCGUCCGAGACGAGCUUCAGCGCAUUCUCGGGCGCCUUUGGCAUCAUCGCCUCUGCGCUGGGCAUCGCCGCCAUCUUCUUCGACUCGAUCCCCGUGCUCGUGGCCGCCGCCGUCGAUGUGCUGGCCGCCAUCUUCUACCUGGCCGCAGGCGUUGUAAGUGCCCCCCACGCGGAACGACUCAAUUCCACACCCUUCCCAGAGUCUCACACACUGAUUCGCGACCCUUUCAAACAGGCCAUGGCCGUUGCCCUCAAGGGCGUGUCGUGCACAGACGGCUCCGACAAGGGCGACUUCCUGCGCUACAGCAACAAGCUGAUCAACGGCGGCUGCGUCGACCUCAAGGGCCCCGUCUGCGGCGUCGGAAGCGAGAGCGACUGGAAGGGCGCCCUCAAGUCGCGGUGCACACAGGUCCAAGCCGACUUUGCCUUUGAGUUUAUCGCCUGUGCCUUCGGCCUCGGCGCGCUCGCGUUCCUGUUUCUCUCCUCCAAGCGGUCGGGCAGGACUUCCUAUGUCUAA